This is a messenger RNA of Protomyces lactucae-debilis, 1830 nucleotides long. Its product is annotated as Metalloenzyme, LuxS/M16 peptidase-like protein. Lineage: Eukaryota; Fungi; Ascomycota; Taphrinomycetes; Taphrinales; Protomycetaceae. The coding region runs from base 263 to 1747 and encodes 494 amino acids. The transcript has a single exon. Gene Ontology annotation, molecular function: metal ion binding. Gene Ontology annotation, cellular component: mitochondrion. The record is from RefSeq and is a predicted model, not a curated record.
GGAAGUACAGAGAGCACUUGUGAUUGCGCAGGAGAAAAAGAUGCAGCUUCGCGCACAGCAAGGGCCUUAAGUGACGCAUCUAGGCUGUGCUCUUCCGCUGCUAACAGUCCCGCUUGUUUCGCGAGCUGCAUUUGAGAAAGCGCUGUCAAGUGACUGAGAUAAGAGCGUGCUGUUUCUGAGUCUUGCACAGCGAGAGAAGAGAGCAGCACCUCCAUAGCUUCCGAAGCUAGUCUAUCUAGAGCAUGCGUGGUGGGUGGUCGUGAUGGUUGCGGUCGAAUCUGAAAUUCAAACCGACAAAGACAACAUCUAUACACAUACGGCGAAAGGCGACAUGCUCAGAUGCUUCAGAGCGAGGCUGCCCAGAUUAGCGCAUCCGGGCUGUCGAUAUAAAUCAACAUCGCCCUUUCCAGCACCUGAUAAGGUCACGACAUUGGCCAAUGGUCUCCGCGUGGCGACCGAACCAGUACCCGGGCAUUUUUCUGCUGUUGGCGUAUUUGUUGAGGCAGGUUCUAGAUUUGAGCAUACGCCGGCGCUCUCUGGCGUCAGUCACAUCGUCGACCGGCUUGCCUUCAAGUCAACAAAGUCUCGUUCGCAGAUGGACAUGAUUCAAGCGCUUGAAUCGCUUGGCGGGACACAAAUGUGUUCGUCUUCUCGAGAGGCCUUGAUGUACACAGCGAGUGUCUUCAAUCAGGACGUUGAGACGAUGACGGAACUGCUGGCGGAUACAAUACGGAAUCCCCUCAUUACUGAAGAAGAAGUACAAGCUCAGUGCGAAACAGCUGAGUAUGAAAUCAACGAGAUUUGGCAAAAGCCGGAAAUGAUUCUACCAGAGUUACUGCAUGGUGCCGCGUACAAAGGAACCCUUGGUAAUCCGCUUUUGUGCCCGGAAGAACGUCUACCGUACAUGACGCGGCAAAGCGUGCUCGACUAUCGAGCACAGUUCUUUGUUCCGGAACGCAUCGUCGUUGGGUUCGUUGGUGUUCAACAUGACGAAGCUGUGCGUCUUGCAGACAAGUAUUUGGGCAGUAUGCAGCCAGGCAAGCCGAUCAAGACGCCUGCAGCACAGUACACGGGUGGAAGUACCUUCUUGCCAUCAUCAAGCAUCCCGAAUGAGCCAUGGACACACUUGCACAUUGCGUAUGAAGCGCCGAGUCUGCAAUCCAAAGAUAUCUAUGCGCUUGCCACACUGCAAAUACUGCUUGGUGGCGGUGGGUCCUUCAGUGCAGGUGGUCCUGGUAAGGGUAUGUACUCGCGGCUUUACCUGAACGUCCUCAACCAAUAUGGUUGGAUUGAAUCAUGCCAAGCCUUCAAUCACACCUAUCGUGAUUCUGGACUCUUCGGUAUCUGUGCGUCGUCUCGUCCGGAUUCAAGCUAUGCUAUGGCUGGUGUGAUUGCCAAAGAGCUCGCAUCGCUCUAUGAUACUGGUUCUCGCGGGAUUGGUAAGAUUGAAGCACAACGUGCCAAGAACCAGCUUCGUUCAUCACUCCUCAUGAAUCUCGAGAGCAAGAUGAUUUGUCUUGAGGAUCUUGGCAGGCAGGUACAGUCGCUCGGUGUACGGUUAUCGGCUGAAGAGAUGUGCCACCACAUUGAAGUCUUGACGGUAGGUGACUUGCAAGCACUGGCGUAUCGCAUGCUGUCUGCAGAGAUUGGGUCACGCCCGAGUGUCGUUGCUGCCGGGCAAGGAGUUGAGAGGAUUGGAGAUAUCUAUGGUCAAUUACGUCGGCAUGGGCUUCAGCAUGCGCACUAGAAAUCUCUUGCAUAGCAUAAAUGAAAGCAUAGUAGCAUUAGUAGAUGCGUUCAAACGGUCUUGUAUCUUGGAAGCAAGAGUCA